UACCCUCAGACCAUCGUGGAUCAGAAAUAGGAAAGGGUUUCUGGAAUAGAGUUAAGAGAAAGGUUAUUGAUCCCUUGGACUGUCAUUUUUUUACUGCUUGAAAUACACAAACAAUAAGAUUGAAACAUGUGUUCUGGGAAUUGUGCAAAGUGUUUAGGCAUCACACUCAUUCCUUUAGCUAUUCUUUGCUUCCUCUGCAAUAUCCUCCUGCUCUUUCCUGGAGGUAAACCUGCUAAGAACAAUGACGACAUUACAGAUGAGGUCUGGUACUUCGGAGGAAUCAUAGGCUCUGGAAUAUUGAUGAUUUUCCCAGCGCUGGUCUUCUUGGGAUUGAAAACGAACGACUGCUGUGGUUGCUGUGGCAAUGAGAACUGUGGAAAAAGAUUUGCAAUGUUUUUCUCCAUUAUUUUUGCUGGAGUUGGCCUUUUGGGAGCUGGUUAUUCUUUCAUUGUGUCAGCAGUUGCUAUCAAUCGUGGGCCUAAAUGUUUAACAAACGGCACAUAUACAUACCCAUUCAAUGAGGGUGACUACCUGUCCAACAAAUCAAUUUGGAAUGUGUGUGAGGAGCCUUCAGAUAUUGUGCCAUGGCAUCUAACACUCUUCUCCAUGCUGUUGAUCAUGGGCCUGGUUCAAAUGGCACUAUGCGCGUUUCAGGUCAUCAAUGGCCUGAUCGGCACUAUAUGUGGAGACUGCUGCGGAUGUUGCGGGGGCUCCUAAAUUGAAUAGGAUUCUUCAUUACUUCAUUACAUCUCAUGAAGAUAAUAGUUGAAUGGGUUUUAUUGCGUUCUAUUUCCAGAUCUCUGUUUUAUUUAUGCCAUUCAGACAUUUUUUGUACAGGUUAACAAUGUACACUAUGCCUCUUUUGCUUGAUGGCACUGCUUAUGAAGGCAUAAGAGAAAUGUUAUAUUUAUAUGAAAUGUCUCUAUUUUUUUUCAAAAUUAUUAUCACUCACAUUUGAACACAAGGUGUGCUGCUUUUUUUGUUUUUUGCAAAAUAGUAGUACAUCCACAAGUAGACACACUACAAGUCUAACUAUAUGAAUGAAUAUUACAAAAAGUGAGAGUUUAUAUAUUUAAUAUACACAAAAUGGUAUCAAAUAUCUUCUAAAAUAAUAAAAUGAUCAAAAUGAAA
Messenger RNA from Silurus meridionalis, 1131 nucleotides. It is a transcript of the gene tm4sf4, whose product is annotated as transmembrane 4 L six family member 4. NCBI's taxonomy places the organism in Eukaryota, Metazoa, Chordata, Actinopteri, Siluriformes, Siluridae. Bases 127 to 717 code for a protein of 196 amino acids. The record is from RefSeq and is a predicted model, not a curated record. The transcript is spliced from 5 exons. Gene Ontology annotation, cellular component: membrane.